UGAUGAUCUGGCUACAGCACCUACAACUCACGUAAUGAUAAUCAAUCUGGAAGCUGACGGGCGAUGGGAUCAACGUGAUACUAAAGGGAAUACAGCGAGAGGAGAUUAAAAAGAUGGAUUGUGACUGUGAGAAGAAAUAUGGUGGCUGUUCACUACAUAGAUCAAAAUCUAGCUUCCAUGAAGAUGACCCUCAAAUGAAUUCAGUUCCCAGCACAUCAACUUUGCAGAACCCUGAAGUGCAUAUCAAAAAAAUCCCAGUGGAACUGAAAAGGUCAUUUCAGCACGUUCGCAAACCUCCAGACAGAGACAUCUGCUCCUCUGAUAGUCUUCCAGUCUGCACACAACUAUCUGCCAACCACUUUAAAGAUUCGCAUUCCAAAACAACACACCGCCAUCGUGGAUUCAGCCAAUCCUCUGUAUCCACAUCAAAAACCCAGCAAAGCCUGAAAGCCCCUGCGGAAGAUCUGUGUGCAUCUUUCCUCUUGGCCUGUUUGUUCUGCAAGUUUUGGGAUUGCGUGCUGGCCGUUGGAGACGGGUGUCAAUACUGCGUGGCAUCUCUGUGUUCAUCUAUCUGCAAUAAAGCAUGUUGUUGCAACCCUUCCACUUUGGAGACCUUCAUGGAUUUUUGCCCAUGUUGUGGCUGCACUGAAUACAUGGAGGCAUGCGGUUGCAGUUGUGCAGAUACGGCCCUCGACUGCUCCGUCUGUGAUCUCUGUUUACAGACGACAGAGUGUUUGGAACUAGGCAUGGAACUCUCUCAGCUUCUGUUUCAUUAACUGCUCAUGAAAUCUCACAUUCACUUAUUUAGGGAAUGCUAAAAAAUGAUGAUGUCACAUGCAUGAAAGUCUGCUGGUUGACUGUGGCUGUGAUAUUGCACUGCUGCAUUUUAUACUGCAUUUUAUACAUAACUUAACCAUACAGAUAUGCUGUCACUUGCACCAGAAUAUAAUACUCAAAGUUAUUUGUCCAGUAAUUUUAUUUAUUUCAUUUCUACAAUUAAAUCUUCAGUCAUUGUUCAUGUCUACUGUGAAAAUGUGACCCUGUCUGUGAUAUUCAGGCUAAAGUCUUGAUUUCAAUCAUUAUUUUCACAAUAAUUUACGUUUUUGACAUGACCAUACUGUCAAUAUAUUAAAGAAAUCAAGGUUAUAUUUUCACAGAAUGUUCUUUACAUUACGUCGGAGGUUUUAUGUUGAAAAAAUUCUUUAGCUAGGUUUUCAAAGGCAAGGGUCACAAACGUAAACAUUUGUUUGUAUGAUCAGUUGAAUCUGUUUACCUUUAAAAGGUCUUGCAUAUUUCACAAAUGUACGUUUCAUGCGGAUGUGAAUUGUGAAAUAAACGUCAUUGUGGUGAAACCCAGGAGAAUUGCAUUAAUAAUAAUAAUGUAUGUGUGCUA
Messenger RNA from Paramisgurnus dabryanus, 1393 nucleotides. RefSeq lists its product as uncharacterized. The record is from RefSeq and is a predicted model, not a curated record. Lineage: Eukaryota; Metazoa; Chordata; Actinopteri; Cypriniformes; Cobitidae.